GGGGGCGCAAGUGCGCAGGCGCAGCUGGACCGUGAACAACCAGAGAAGGAGGCCGUUAGCCACAGUUAGCUCACCGGCGGCUAACGAGCAAGCUACCACAGCAAAUCGGUCAAAUGUCCCCCGGUCCGACAGGCGAUGGCGAGGGAACGGGUUUCACAAACCGAGGCUGAACUGUAUUACCUCAUCGCCAGAUUUCUCCAAUCUGGACCAUGCUUAAAGGCAGCACAGGUUCUGGUGCAGGAGCUGGAGGAGUUUGAGCUGGUCCCGCAGAGAUGGAGCUGGGACGGAGAGAAAAGCAAACGGACCUUCCAAGAAUGGAUGAUUUUGAACCAGCACAUUCCUGCAGACUAUCUGCUCCGGGUUUGUCAGCGGAUAGGUCCGUUGAUAGAGAAGGAGAUCCCACCUAGUGUUCCUGGAGCCCCGACUCUUCUGGGGCUGGGAAGACAGUCUUUGCUUCGCACCACCAAAAGUUGCAGCCACAAAGUAUGUUGUGGCUCAGCUGUUGCUGCACUCCACAGAGGACGUCCACCAGAACCUCCAGCCACCAAUGGAAAUGUUCCUAAUGUUGUGUCCAUCAUGGGCGCUCGCCAGGCCACAGGUACCGCUCGUUUUGGCCAGGCCAUGCCAUCUUCCUCCUACCAGCACCUGAAGAUACACAAGCGUAUCCUUGGCCACCUUUCCUCAGUCUACUGUGUGGCCUUUGACCGCACUGGUCGGCGCAUAUUUACAGGUUCUGAUGACUGCCUUGUGAAAAUCUGGGCCACCGACGAUGGCCGGCUCCUGGCAACCCUCCGUGGCCACUCAGCAGAGAUCUGUGACAUGGCUGUGAACCAUGAGAACAGUCUCAUCGCCUCAGCCAGCUGUGACAAAAUCAUCAGAGUGUGGUGCCUUCGGACCUGUGCCCCCAUCGCUAUCUUGCAGGCCCAUGCUGCCUCCAUCACAUCCAUACAGUUUUGUCCUGCAGCCAGGGGGACGGUGCGAUACCUUGCCUCAACAGGUGCAGAUGGCAUGGUGUGUUUCUGGAAAUGGCACUCACUCAGCUUGAAAUUUAAUGAUCAACCAGUCAAGUUUGUUGAGCGGUCACGGCCAGGAGUCCAAGUCUCGACUUCCUCCUUCAGUAGUGGUGGCAUAUUUAUGGUCACUGGUGGCACAGAUCACAUGAUAAGGGUCUACUACCUUGGUGCUGAAACUCCAAUGAAGGUCGCUGAGAUGGAUUCUCACACGGAUAAAGUCGUGGUGGUCCAGUUUAGCAACAACAGUGAAGGUCUGAGGUUUGUGAGCGGCAGUCGUGACGGCACCGCCAGGAUCUGGCACUACCAGCAACAAGAGUGGAAGAGCAUCACUCUCGACAUGGCGGCAAAACUACCUGGGAGUACUGUUGCCAAUGGCGACGAUAAGGCCAAGUUGAUAGUGACCAUGGUGGCCUGGGAUCGCAGAGAUAGAACCGUCAUCACAGCAGUGUCGAACUACCUGCUCAAAGUGUGGAGCUCAACAUCUGGACAGCUGCUGCAUGUUUUGUCUGGACACGAUGAUGAGGUGUUUGUGUUGGAAGCCCACCCCUUUGACCCGCGCAUUAUGUUAUCUGCCGGCCACGACGGCAACAUCUACAUCUGGGACCUAACCAAAGGAGUCAAGAUCCGCAACUUCUUCAACAUGAUUGAGGGCCAGGGUCACGGUGCUAUUUAUGACUGCAAGUUUUCAGUGGAUGGGCUGCAUUUCGCCUGCACUGAUUCACAUGGUCAUUUGCUAAUUUCUGGUUUUGGCUGCAGCAGACCAUACGAGAAGAUUCCUGACCAGAUGUUCUUCCACACGGACUACCGGCCUCUCAUCCGGGACGCUAAUAACUACGUCCUGGAUGAGCAGACGCAGCAGGCUCCUCACCUCAUGCCUUCACCGUUUCUUGUGGAUGUUGAUGGGAAUCCUCAUCCUCCUCACUAUCAGCGGCUGGUGCCGGGAAGGGAGAACUGCAAGGAGGACCUGCUAGUACCUCAGCUGGGAUACAUGGCUAACAGUGAUGGCGAGUUGGUUGAGCAGGUACUUGGCCAGCAAACGUUGGAAAACGGUGAAAGCCUAUUGGACAAUCUCAUCAGACAGUUGCAGAAUGAGCAGGAUGGGCGUCACAAUGCAGAACCAGAAGCUGAAGGGGAAGCGGAUGCUGCAGAGGGCGAGGUGGUGCCGUCCUCUCCCCCUGCUGAAGCUCAACCCACUGAGCAGGUGGACAGGGUUUGGCAAAUGCAACAUAAUUCCCUCCGUAGUCAAGUGGCCACAGAGAGGGACCUGCUGGCUUGGAGUCGCAGAGUCGUGGUUAAUGAGCUCCCACGAGGGACCUUCAGAGUUUUAGAGGAUUGCAGACGAGCCAAAGGUGACAUGGAGUGUUCUCUUUACAACUCGGAGAGGAGGAAGAAACCAGUGAUGUGCACCCCCAAGAACGACCCUCUGGCGUCACGCCUGCGCUCCCUGCGGCCGACGAAGAAGAAGAAGCAGCAGCACCACACCUAUCAGACUCGCUCCGCUCAAGUCCGCCGUCCCGGAACGAGGUCUCGAAACCCAAGCACCCGACGUAACUCUGACAGCCAGGUGGACUCAGACAGUGGAGAUGCAGAAGAACAGGCGGAGCAAUCUGAAGCCUCGUCUGACGGUGAAACUCGGUGGCAGAGUGAAAGCAGCUCCAGUGACUCUUCCAGUGAAUACUCUGAUUGGACUGCUGAUGCCGGGAUCAACCUGCAGCCACCGAAGCGACCGACCAGGAGGCCCGUGCAACCUUCAGGUUACAGCAGCUCCGAGGAGGAAGAGGGGGGCGACGAGGCCAAGAAGGCAAAGAAGAAGGAAAAACAGAAGAAGAAAAAGCCCAAAGAGACCAAACAGAAACCCACGUCCUCUCUGGCUGGACUUAAUGCCGAGGAGUGGCUGCCGCCGUCAUGGAUAAUGGAAACCAUCCCACGCCGCUCUCCUUUUGUCCCACAAAUGGGAGAUGAACUCAUCUACUUCAAACAGGGCCACCAGGCCUACGUGCGGGCCGUUCGCCGGGCCAAGGCCUACACCGUCAACCCUCAGAAGCAGCCGUGGAACAGACUCAAUCUCAGGGACCAGGAAUCUGUGAAGGUGGUUGGAAUUAAAUAUGAAGUGGGACCUCCCACCGUCUGCUGCCUCAAGCUGGCUUUAUUAGACCCCGUCUCAAGGAAGAUGACCAAUGAGUCUUUCUCUUUAAAGUAUCAUGAUAUGCCCGAUGUAAUAGAUUUCCUUGUGCUGCAGCAGUUUUACAACGAAGCUAAAGAGCACAACUGGCAACCAGGUUCGAGGUUCCGCAGCAUCAUUGAUGACGCCUGGUGGUUCGGGUCUGUGGAGGACCAGGAGCCCCUGCAGUCGGAUUAUCCGGAUAGCCUGUUUCAGUGCUACGCAGUAAAAUGGGAUAACGGUGAGCGGGAGAGAAUGAGCCCGUGGGAUAUGGAACCUAUUCCAGAGGAAGCCGCCUUGCCAGAACAGGUCGGUGACGGUGUGGAGGUCUCGGAGGAGGAGUUUACAGCUCUGCUCUACGAGCCUCAGGAAGGAGAGUGGGGGGCUCACACGCGAGACGAAGACUGUGAGAGAGUCAUCUGUGGCAUCGACCAGCUCGUCACACUGGAUGUCGCCAAAGCCUUCACAUUACCGGUAAACCUGCAGGACUACCCUCUGUACUGCACUGUCGUGGCUUACCCCACCGACCUCAGCACGGUCCGCAAGCGGCUGGAGAAUCGCUUCUACAGGCGGAUCUCUGCAUUAAUGUGGGAGGUGCGUUACAUCGAACACAACGCCCGCACCUUCAACGAACCCCAAAGCCCAAUCGUAGCAGCAGCUAAGGUGGUCACCGACGUUCUCCUCCACUACAUCGGAGACCAGAGCUGCACUGACAUCCUGGACUUGUAUCACAAACUGAGGUCUGAGGUCAGCAGUGGAGAAGAGGCUGAGGUUGACUUAGAUGUGGAUUCAGACACUCCAGGGACAUCUACAGGGCAUCGGGGGGGCGACCCUAAUUCCAAGCAGCGAGGUGUGGUUUUGGAUGUGACGGCAUGGCGGAGCCAGUGCAAAGAGCUGCUGCGCCGGAUGGUGGUCUCCCAUGAUUCAGAACCGUUCAGACAGCCUGUGGAUCUCUUCGAGUACCCGGACUAUCGAGACAUUAUCGACACGCCCAUGGAUCUUUGCACGGUGUCGGAGACGCUGGUGGCAGGAAACUACGGGAGUCCCCUGGAGUUUGCCAAAGAUGUUCGCCUCAUUUUCAUCAACUCUAAAGCUUACACACCGAACAAGAAAUCACAGAUCUAUUUCAUGACCCUCAGCUUAUCAGCCUUCUUUGAAAAACAAAUAAUCUCCAUAAUCGCUGACUACAAGUCAGCCAUUCAGAAGGAGCGGCGGACGCGCCAGAGACUGAGUUCCAGGAACAGGUUGCACAACGGAGGCACCUCCCCGCCUCGUAGUCCAUCCCGCAGCCUUAAAAGGAGGCAGAAGUCAGGGAAAGUGUCUGAGACGAAUGAACUGCAGAUCUCAAGGAAGAGGCGCUCUCGGAGACCAUAUCAGGCUCAACAAAGCAGCAGUGUAGCAGAGGAAGAGGAGAGCCAGCCUUCCUCCCCAAGUUCAGGGACAAGUGUGGAGAGCAGAGGUCAAGGGCCGAAUCGGACGACCCGAAGCCGAGCGACUCCAGUGAAGAAGUCAGGGAAACGGCGUAACUUGCACCCGAGCAAAGACUCCAGACAGAGGAACGAGCAGGAAACGCUCCGGUCCGGAGACGGCGAGGGAACAUCCAAAUCCAGCAGCUCCUCGUCCGAGUCAUCCUCAUCAUCUUCAUCAUCCUCAUCUUCGUCAUCAUCAUCAUCCUCUUCCUCCUCAUCAUCCGACAGUGACAACAGCUCGGAUUCCGAGGUGGAGAAGUACGCGGAGGGAGGCGAUCACGACUACAGCAAAGCCCCCCGCCUGCCGCUGCGCCUCUCGUUGAAGGGCAAGAUGGCGGCGGCCUCAGGGAAAAGGAGACACCAAGGAGAGGAGGAGGAGGAGGCGGCGGCGCAGGCGCCCAAACGAGCACGAAUACAGCUGCCGGUGAAGAAGGAUGAGGAGGAGGAGGAGGAGGAGAAGGAAGAGGAGGAAGAUGCAGAGGAGGAGAAGGAAGAAGAUGAAGAUGCAGAGGAGGAGGAGAAGGAGGAGGAUGAAGAUGCAGAGGAGGAGAAGGAGGAUGACGAUGAGGAGGAGGAGGAGGAGGAGGAGGAAGAAGAGGAGGAGGAGGAAGAGGUGGAACUUCAGCAACAGGUGGAUGUAAGACACAUGGAGGAAGAUGGAGAAGAUGAAGAGGAGCCUGAUGAGGAAGAAGAGCCUGAAGAAGAAGAGGAGGAGGAGGAAGAGGAAGAGGAGGAGAUGCAGAGAGGGGCAGUAGCAGCAAGGAGGAAGCUGAGGAGAUCCCGGUGUAAAUCCGGGCGGGUGAACACGCGCAACCAGGGCCGCAGGACAGUUGUGUACAGGGAUGAAUCGGAGGACGACGGUCAGGGCUCCAAGGACCCGCUCAACCUGGGCAUGUCCCGCUCAGGACGGGUGCGCCGCAUGACGGAGAAGGCCCGCGUCAGCCACCUCAUGGGCUGGAGCCACUGACGCGUCGCCCCGUCUCAAACUCCAAUAAAACAGAGAACGAAAAACUCUUUCAUGAGUAACACAUCAGGGAUUUUCUUCUUUCUUUUUGUACAAGGGUUUGUAAAUAAUAUAUAUAGAUAUAAAUGGGUUUCAUUUUCUUUGAGACUGCUUCUGAAAUCUCAAAAAAACACAAAAAUAAUAAUCAUAAUAAUAGCUGGUGCUCAAACUGUCGCUGGGGGUUUUCCUCCCCGGCUGACGGCGCUACUCCUCUCCAACUGGACUAACUCACCCUGGCCUUACUGCUCGCUCGAGGGGCGAUUCUGACCCGGCACAGCUCUCCUCAUCCUCCUCAUCCUUCGCGCCUCACCUCCAGUCCUAAAACACUACAUCCACUCUCCUUCCCUCCCAAGACUUCACGUACAGGUCACCAAAGAAGGAUGCCAAAAACAAUGGUGCUCACAUUUCCGUCUCCUUGAACUUUGUCGAUAAGUCCGAUUCUCAGCUGCCGCUCAUUCAGUCACGCCCGUCGUGGGACUAGUGCGUCACCGUCAGCUUUUGGGGUACCUGCUCUUGCCUCAUAACAGCAAGCCUUAGUUUUCAGAGCUCACUUUAUUACAUUUUUUACAGAAUCGUAUCUGGAUUAGCAAUACUGGGAGGACGUCGGUCGAGUCCAAUACCACAAUCCCUCUUGAUGUCCUCACUCUGAAUGUUAAGUGUUUUUUUUACUGUUUUACUUUUUUAUGAUUGACUUCCUUUUUUUAUUUGUAUUUAUUUUAUUUUUUUUGGUUCAAAUCCUUUUUUUUUUGUUACUUUUUUGUUUUUUGGGUUUAAAAAAAGAAGCCGCUGUCUUUGGUGCGCUUGCAUCCGUUCAGCCCCUUCCUCGACUCCUCCACCCAGCACGUGCAAAAGCGAAAGGGUCCUUGCACAACGCUCCCGCAGAAAUAUAUUUAUUUUUCCAUUGAAUUUUUUUUCAUAGCUUAGUUUAAUGAUUUCAUAUGUUUGUAGUUCUGAGGAAAAAUGAGAUAUUUGCACAUUUAUCUACUCCAUGUGGCAGCUCAUUAAUAAUGAUAGUAGAGAUUGAAGAUGAAACCUCAUGAUUUUGUGUAAGACUUUAAACUGUGCCAGCACACUUUAAUUAACUUUUUUCUUUUUUUUUUGUUAAGUUUGAACGGUUCAAUAGUAAACAAUCAGACUUCUUUCAUCCAAUGUGUGGAUAAGAUCAAAGUCGUCUCUGAUUUUUACUGUUGAUCUUGCUUUCUGCUUAUCUAAUGGAAGAAGAUGUGCCAUUUUCUUCUCGUGGUUUAUAACAUCACUGGACUGGUGUGUUUCUAACGCUAGGUGCAUCAACCUCACUCAUGAAGUUCAAAUCACUGUUUUGUUUUGUUUUCCUUCGGCCAGUGGCCAGUUAUAUGAAAUGAGACUGUCAUUUGCCGUAGAUGCUGCAUCUUUCUAUUCUUUUUUUUUGUUUGUUUUUUUGUUCCUGUUUUUGCAUCGAUAAUGUUUACGUAAAAUCUUGUGCUGUUGUGCAAAAAUUGUGCUAAAUCAUCUGAGGCAGACCAGUCGAGAGAUGUGCAGAAAAGAUGACUCACAUUCUCAUCUCGGCACCCGCUGAAUCCAGGCGUGUGUGCGUGUGUGCGUGUAUGUGUUCAUUUGAACGAGAGAGUGGAUAUUUUACAGUUUGGUUUGUAUCAGGUUUUCAGAAAUAAAACACACAAACCGGCAGUAAA
Messenger RNA from Cololabis saira (Pacific saury), 7316 nucleotides. RefSeq names its product bromodomain and WD repeat domain containing 3 (gene brwd3). The transcript is spliced from 40 exons. Lineage: Eukaryota; Metazoa; Chordata; Actinopteri; Beloniformes; Belonidae. Gene Ontology annotation, molecular function: protein binding. The record is from RefSeq and is a predicted model, not a curated record. Gene Ontology annotation, cellular component: nucleus. Gene Ontology annotation, biological process: regulation of transcription by RNA polymerase II; regulation of cell shape; cytoskeleton organization. The coding region runs from base 136 to 5610 and encodes 1824 amino acids.